UUAUCUCUCUUCGCAGAAACCUCUCUCUCUCUCUCUCUCUCUCUCUCUCUCUCUCUCUCAGAUUCCGAUGCCACAGGUCGAUUUUGACCAUAAGAUCAUCUGCGAAACAACCCUGAAUGACGACGGCCAUGAGAGACCAGAUAUCCCGGAUCCACCGCCUGAUAUUCCUGUUGAUUCAUUUCGACUCCCAAUCGAAGACGAGCUCGAUUGGGUUGACAGAAACGCAUACUACGAACGGAAACAAUCAACCAAAGGGAAUUCAAAUUCUGGUAAUCUCAAGCCAAUACCAAUCAAUUUGAAAUCAAAAGCAUCAUCCAUCAUCGGACUCCCAAAGCGCCCUGAUUCCUGUCAACUCUCUCACACCACGCGCCGUAACUGCCAGCCUACCACCGUCCGUUUCUUCCCGAGAUCGGUACCAAAACCAACCCCGCCGGAGAGUGAGCCUGCAUCUCCAAAGGUCUCCUGCAUUGGGCGGAUCCGUCCAAAAGAUAAUAAGAGAAACGCCGCUUCCGUGAAACCCCCGCCGCGAAGGUUCGGUUUCUGGGCUAGUUUUCUGACAGUCAUCCGUUGCCAUGGAAAGCCGCAGGAUCGAGAGGAUGAAAAUUCUUCUUCUAAGAAUAACAAGAAUAUUCCGGCAGGGUUAGUUCAGGUACAAGCAACCGUCCAGGCGCCGGGUUUGGUGGGGUUGAAGAAUUUUGCGUCGGGUCGACGAUCGUCGUCCUGGGGCGGCGAUGCUGAGCUGGAAUUGGAAAUGGACUUACAAGUGGCUGAACCUCAUUCGUCUGACAAGGAUACGGUCGGGAGACGCCGCGCAGUGGGCCCGCCCCAGCCCGUUGAAUGCGCCCGGGAUUGGGAGUGUUCGGGGCCCGCCUCAGUAUGAGACAGCUGUAGUGCGCUGACGUCGUAGAGGAGGCGCCUCUUCUCAUCUCCUGUUUGUUCUGUCCCCGCUAUUAUUUUUUUGAGUGUUUUAUUUUUAAUUUUUUUAAUACCUAUUGCACGCUUCUCUUUUCCUGUAGAUGAAAUAACCCGCUUCCUUUCUGCUAUUUACAAACAACUCCUAUUUAUUUUUAUUUGGUCAAAUAAAAUCACGCUGAUGACCCUUGCUAAAUUUAA
Molecule: messenger RNA, 1113 nt
Organism: Magnolia sinica
Lineage: Eukaryota; Viridiplantae; Streptophyta; Magnoliopsida; Magnoliales; Magnoliaceae
Exons: 1
Coding region: 68-880 (270 amino acids)
Source: RefSeq, a predicted model, not a curated record